GUGUCAAAGCUCAGUCCUCACAUAAAAUGCAACACAUAGUCUCAAAAGUUUGCAGAAGAACACAGUUGUUAUUGCUUUUGUCAAAUUAAAAGCAUGAUUUGAUUGUAUCUCGUAUUUCUUCGCAUCUACCAACGAUGGUUGCCCCAUGGGAAGUUUUGAUCAUUCUAGGUUUUUUAUGCAGCACAGAAUCAAAGUGUUCACCGACUACUUUUUAUAAGAACUGCUGGAUUCGCCGUUUCCCCGGGAUUUUUAUUGAUGUAAUUGAGUCUCAAUGGAAAGGCGCUCAACUUCAGAAGUUUUACCGCGAAGACACUGCACAGAAGUGCAGCAGGACAUGUUGCCUUGCUAGAAAUGUGUCCUGUAACCUAGCAGUCUUUCAUUAUGAGACCACUCAGAACACUGCUAACUGCUUUCACUUACACUGCCCAACCCUGGAGAGUUGUGUACACAGCCGGAGCAGCAAUACCAUUCUGUACACCAUUACCAAAGGUAUUGACCCAGACCUACUUGUAUUUGGAAAACACCCCACCUCAAGUCUCCGCUUGUGGACCAACCUGUCGUCUUCAAGAUUCAACAGCUCUGAUUCCUCUUCUUCUGACAAGAGACAGUUCCACCGGCUGCCAUUCUCCACCAACCCUGCACAGACCUCCCUUCCAAGUAUCCAUGAGAGCCUGCUACCAAGCACUAGCUGGGAACCAAGCAGCAGCAGCGGCAGCAGCACAUCUACCCCUGUACCUACCAUAACUACAUGGGCCAGUUCAUCCACUACAGUGGUUAGUGUCCCUAAUGAGACCCAACCCACUAUAGGCUAUUCUAGUAGAACCACAACCACCACUCCCAGUUCUACUACUACCACUGCCAGCCUUUCUGCGGAAACCCACCCACAGUUCACAGCAGCCUCUACUGUAACCAAGCCCUACUCCAACAUUGCUGCUAUACCGAGUAAUUUAGACAGCAGUAAGUACCCCAAUGAGACUAAAGGCUACGUCAGCAGGAACCACACUUCUGAAGAGGAGCCCAGCACUCUGGCACCGUUCUGGGAGGCGGCAACGGACACACUACUGGUUCCCGUGAUGAUUUGCAGUGCCGUAUUUGUGUGCUGUUGCACCGUACUCUGUGCUGCAGGUUGGCGCAGCAGAAAGAGAGGUCGCUACAAGCCGGGGUGGAAAGCGGACAGGGGCUCCAUGCGUUUGAUAAAAUAUGUGAUGGUUAGGGAAAGCCUGUAAUUCUAAACUGAAGGGAAGUUUUGCAAGGGAAGAUUGAUCAUGAUUCCCCUUUAUCUUUGGCCUUUUAUUGACAUUGUCCUCCAUCACUAUGAAGAGCCUUGAGAUCAGUUUUUGUUUGCUUAC
Messenger RNA from Polyodon spathula (Mississippi paddlefish), 1349 nucleotides. RefSeq names its product MANSC domain-containing protein 4-like. The record is from RefSeq and is a predicted model, not a curated record. Bases 135 to 1226 code for a protein of 363 amino acids. Lineage: Eukaryota; Metazoa; Chordata; Actinopteri; Acipenseriformes; Polyodontidae. The transcript is spliced from 3 exons.